UUUGCCAUGGUAUUCAAACCAGACCAAUGUUGAUGUGAAGAAGAAUAUGCGAAGCUGAAUUAAAGUUUUAAUAAUUAAAAGAAUUAAACAUGGCAAUUGCCUCAGGAGCAUGGCAUGAGUAUUUACAAAAUCUGCAUAAAUUUGCAUACAAAUAAUACAGUAAUCUUAAAGCAUUAUUUCUUGUUUUAAAAUGCGGCAUACCACAUGUCACCACAUGUGCCUCUUGUGUGAGAAGGGGAGUGGAAUGAUGAUCCCUGUUUAAUUCAUUGAAAUGUUUUUGUUUCCUAAGUGCCCAAUUAGUUAGGGCCAGCUUGUCAACUGAUCAAAAAGUUUUUAAUUAAUCUGAUGUGAAUGUGCAUUUGUAGAUUGGCACCUGAAUGUUCCACUCUCCAACUCUGCCCUGUGUUUGGUUGUUCAUACGUAACCUUGCAGAAUAAGUACCUACUUGGUUGGACUGAGAAGGCUUAGUUGACAGAGCAUGACAAUCUCAGGGUUGGGGGUUCAAGCCCUAUGCUGGACAAAAGAUUCCUGCAUUGCAGAGGGUUGGACUAGAAGAUCCUCAGGGUCCCUGACGACACCGCAAUUCUAUAAUUUUCAAUUUAGUGGGGCUUACUUCUGAAUAGACUUUGCAGAAGUAGAUUUGAGCACCUACUAGCGUUCAUACCUGGCCGAUCUUGGGGGGGAAACUAUAUUCUGGAUAACGAGUUAGAACGUGUUUUUACAAGCAAGUCCUCGCGUUCAGAUGAUACUUUGGAUGAAGUGACAAGGAAAGAACUGUGCACAGACACUUUCUGCAAAGUUUGUGGAGCUGUACUGCAGUUUGAAUCGCAAAGGGCUGCACACUACGAGGGCAAAAGGCACGCUCAGAAAGUCCGGCUUUAUUUACAGAUGCAUAGUGAACAGAAGGAUGGGCAGGAGCCCAGCAAACAGAAGUUACAGUAUGUGAAUUUCCAGAUGGACCCAAAUGUGGACGAAAACACCUACUGCAGGCUUUGCAACAUGGUCUUCACGUCCCCAAUAGUUGCUCAAUCACACUACCUGGGAAAGAUUCACACCAAGAAGAUGAAACGGCUGUCGGAAGAUCAGGCACAACAGCCUUUGCAGAACGCUCAGCCAGAACCUGGUCCCUCUGCGGUUCCAUCUCUGCCGGAGCCAUCUGUUGAAAACGCCUCGCAGGACACUGAUGUGAAAGACCCGUCGCCAUCCUGUAAAGCCACGUUGGAUCUAGACGAUCCGGAUAAAUUCUGCAAGCUUUGCUCGGCGCCCUUCAACAACCCGCUUAUGGCCCACCAACACUACGUGGGCAAGAAGCACAAAAGGAACGAAGCGCGCAAGAAGCUGAUGACCGAGAUGGGAUCUGAGGCCGUUCCCGCGGAGUCCCAGGCCAAUGCAGUUGGAGUGGGCAAGUAUAUAUGCCCCAUAUGCAACAUCAGUCUCACGUCCAUAGAAAUGUACCAGUCGCACAUUCAAGGAAAUAAGCAUCAGAUAAAAGAAACCCUGAUUUCCAACCUAAUAACGAACUCCAAGAAAACAUACGGCUCCUUCCAAGAUGAAUUGGAAGAUUAUAUUAAAGUACAAAAAGCAAGGGGGCUGGAACCAAAGACCCACUUCAGAAAGCCAGAAGAAGAGUUUCAAAUGGAAGAGUAUGGUGCCAUGAAUGGCCACGAACGGGGCUUUGGAUUUGAUCGGGAUCAGUUUUCCGGCGACGCUAACACACCAGAGCAGUAUUCUGGCAUUUUCUCAGAAACAUGUCCACCUUUGUAUUCUGCUAGCAGCAGAUUGUCCCAUUGGCCGCCAGGGUACAGAGACCUGCCGAAACUAGAAAAUGCACCCGUUUCUCAGCACAGCACAGGUGGUUCCCUAGAAAAGCAGGCAUCUCCAUUGGCCACCUACAAAAGUGACAAUUGCAACCCAUCAUCCGAAUCCGUUGAUGGCUACAAACAUCUACCUUCCGAUAGUAGCUCUGCCUUUCAUAGGAGGAGCCAGAAGUCGCCAAAGACAUUCAGAAAGGAGGAAGAAUGUUCAGGAGAGGAAGACGGCGACCCUCGCCCACCCCUUGCUAAGUUCAGGAGAAAACAGCGCUGCGAAGGAGACGCAAACUUUGGAAAGGGCGGAGAGAAGAGGAAGAGAAAGAAAGAGGACGGCGACUCAAGUGCCGAGUCGAAAUCGAAGCACGGUAAGGACAGAGGAAAUACAGAGGGAUCUUCUGAGAAGGAGAGCAGGAAGCACAAGAAGGAGAAAAAGAAAGCUGAAGCCGGAGGACCAACAGAGGAGGAGAUGCUGUGGGAUGAAUCCAUCCUGGGAUUCUGAGCUUCUCCUAAUGAAUGAAUUUUUGCGUUCAUUUGAACCGUUGUGCACUUUUAUGUUUCCAUUACUGGUUACUUUCCCUGCCCCCCCCUUUUAAUUCCUUGUUCAGGAAUAAUGAAUGACAGGCACAAGAUCUCUUAGCAAAGCACUAGGGAAGAAGUGGAACUGAAAUUUUGUUGUACUCUAUGAAACAUAAUUUGCCAUUUUCAGUACUUAUCCUGAAGCAGCGUUUAAUGCGUUAUGAAUUUAGUGUGUAAUAUUCUUUCCGGUAGCAUUUAAAUGCAGGUUUAAAAAAACCCAAAAAGCUAUGCAUUGUCUAUGGUUGCAGCGAUAUCUGUGUUGUUGAAAGCUUUAAUAUGAAAGUAUGGGGGCAGGGAGAGGGUAUAUUCCAUUUCUUCUUUAUAAUUGUUUUCCCCUUCCAGUUCUGAAAGUAUAAAAUAACACAUUAAACCAAGAAGAGGAAACUAGUUGAAUGUAUAUAUAUAUAUACACACACACACACACACACACACCCUUUACAUCUCAGGUUCAUUUUAUUUAGGUAUAGUUCUUAAUCCUAAACCCCAACACCACCUCAUCAAAAUCUCUCAUAAAGGUUUAUUUGACUACAACAGGUUUCACUGUUGAAACUGGGGUGAGGACCUUGCUUUCUGCAGUGCCUCACUGCCCACUGGUGCUUUGAAGCCCCAAUUUGAGGACUUCAAAGCACCACAUCCCCUGACGCCAUUUGUAAACUCAAGUGAUUGCCCACCUUUUAAAUUUGGCCCACGAGCCAGAUCCUGAUAGGGAUCUGGACCAUGGACCCAAAAAAUUUCCCCAUCUCUGGCUUCAAAUGGUGAUUGUCGCCAUCUCCAACAGGUAAGAGGUGCUUGUAAAGUUCAAGGAUGGUUUUUCUGAAAACGAAACACUAUUUAAGAGUGUUCAAGGAUCGGGGAUUAAGGCAGUCAGUUUAAAAUGAGAAUUAAGAUGCCCAGAAAUUCAUGCCUGCUUUUAAAGGCAUGGAAAUGGUUGAAGCAAUGUUUGCCUUUACUUUUAUGUAGACAGUAAAGAUGAUUUCUGAAAAGCG
Molecule: messenger RNA, 3373 nt
Organism: Podarcis muralis (Common wall lizard)
Lineage: Eukaryota; Metazoa; Chordata; Lepidosauria; Squamata; Lacertidae
Source: RefSeq, a predicted model, not a curated record